Molecule: messenger RNA, 1022 nt
Organism: Oryza brachyantha (malo sina)
Lineage: Eukaryota; Viridiplantae; Streptophyta; Magnoliopsida; Poales; Poaceae
Product: ribonuclease 1-like
Exons: 4
Coding region: 53-817 (254 amino acids)
Biological process (GO): RNA catabolic process
Cellular component (GO): extracellular region
Molecular function (GO): ribonuclease T2 activity; RNA binding
Source: RefSeq, a predicted model, not a curated record
AACCAGCAAGAAAGACAUUUCUCUUGUUGUAGGAUAGAGCAUAGAGAGUAACAUGGAGAGGACAUUUUCUCUGUGUUUAAUUCUUUGCUUAUUUGUGGCUUCAGGACCUGCCAAGACCGCCAAUGCUGACUCGGCCUUUGAUUUUUACUAUCUUAUCCUCAUGUGGCCUGGAGCAUACUGCUCAGACAGUGAGUAUGGUUGCUGCGUGCCCAAGUACGGGUACCCAUCAGAAGAUUUCUUUGUCCAGAGCUUCAUGACCUUCGACUCUUCGGAGAACAAAGCCGUCGUCAGGUGCAACUCCGACAAGCCUUUCGACAUUAACAAGCUUGACUCAAUCGAGAACAACAUAAACCACUACUGGAGCAACAUCAAGUGCCCCCGCACCGAUGGCACGAACACAUGGAAGAGCGCGUGGAACAGCUAUGGCGUCUGCUCAGGUCUCAAGGAGCUGGACUACUUCAAGGCCGCUCUUCAGCUCAGGAAGAACGCAGAUAUCCUCUCUGCACUCUCUGAACAAGGGAUCAAGCCGGACUACCAGCUGUACAGUACGGAGUUCAUCAAGUGGGCGGUGAGCCAGAAGCUGGGCGUGACGCCGGGCGUGCAGUGCAGAGACGGACCGUUCGGGAAGCAGCAGCUGUAUCAGAUCUACCUGUGCGUCGACAAGGACGCCAACGGCUUCGUGGAGUGCCCCGUGCUGCCCAGCCUGCACUGCCCCGCCCAGGUGCUCUUCCACCCCUUCCACACCUGGAUGCUCAACGCCACCUCGUCAGCUGCCAGCAGCAACAUCGUCAUGCCCACUGAAACACUCCUGGCUUAAUUAAGAUGGAUACUCCCAGUGCAUGUAUGUAUAUGCAUAUGGUCUAUCUAUUUCUGCGAAUAAUUGAGCAACUUUGUAUAUUGUUGCCCACUGGAAAAUAAGUGCACUAGUGCUGUAAUUUGAAAUGUUGUAUCACAUUCACAUCUGCUACAUGUGCAAGUCUUGUGCACACUUGUGAGGUGAAUAAAUUAUGGAUAUGUGUGUA